GUGACUCAUCGCGACAAGUCAUGUGACACAACGCGGAAGUUAUCAUACACACCGAACGCUACACAUGUAUGUAAUUCCGUUCUUGUCACUACGUUGUACGGAAUUGAAUGUGUUGUAAUGUCACUAACCCAAGGAAAGGACAACAGCUUUCUGGGUGGUAGAAUACCCCCAGAAAUCGAAUCUAUGGCAAAAUACCUCACGGAUGUGGAGCAAGACAUGUUCAGGAAAAUACUGAAAGCCGUGGUGAAUGCCCUGGAGGGGAAGGACUGCACAGACACGAUGAAGUCAAUAGCAGAGACGAGUGUGCUGCCACGGGAGAAGCUCAGUCACGUGGUCGCUGGAAUGUACAGACUAUUGUCUGAGGCUAUCCGCGUACGACCGGCAUUACUUAAGCAAGAGGCCUUUAAAGAAGAUCUUCGUGACCUGAGGAUACCAGAAGACUUCAUUACUGAUUUCUGCAGUGUGGUUUUUGGAAAUCGGCGUGCAACUCUAGAAGCAGCGACUUCUCAGAGGGACCCCCACCUGCCUACAAUACAUGAAUUUAAAUGGAGAGUGGAUGUCGCCAUUUCUACAAGCUCCGUGGCCAGAGCCCUGCAGCCUUCUGUGCUCAUGCAGAUGAAACUGUCUAACGGACGUGCUCAUCAGUUUGAGGUGCCAGUGUCGAAAUUCCAGGAACUCCGCUACAACGUUGCUCUGAUUCUCAAAGAGAUGAACGAUCUGGAGAAGAGGAGCAUUCUGAGGAUACAAGAUUGAUGAACUUUGGGUUUUUAUAGAAGCGACCAGAGAGCUUGAAAUUCAUUUAUAUUUUUAUUAUUAUUAUAAUUAUAAUAAUAUUAAUUAUAAAUUAUUAUUAUGAAUAAUAAUGUUAUAUUAAAAUAAUAAUAAUAUAUUAUAAUUAUUUUAAAUCUUGCAAUAAAUAUUUUACAAUAAAAAUAAUAAAAUAAUAUUAGCAAAAAGGGUUUCCAUUUUUAAUGACCUCUCAUGGCCCACCUGCAGUACCACCGCGGCCCACACUUUGGGAAUCAGUGCCGUAGAGGAUCCAGAAUGACCAACCGCAACUUUUCCUUUUUGGUGCUUUCAAUUGAUGGUACUCUUUGGGGUGGACAUCAUGUCAGUGGGUCCAUAAUCUUCUUCCAACCCGUUGUGCCUCGUGUGACAGAUACCAAGCGCCCGUACCGGUAUGGAUGACAUUGCUCAGGGUGUGACCGAUGCUGUGUCCAAGCAACUACGUGGGAUUUGGGUGCUGGAUGUGCACCAAUACAGAUCUGCCACCUUUGCAGUACGGUAGGAGCACGACCGAUUGGCUGUAGAGGUGCUACCAUGAUAUAACGCCCCACCCACUAUAACACCCCACCCACCCCACCCUCUGCAUAAGCUAAAAUCAUUCACAGUAUUUCAUUUAGUCUUCGAUGGAUGGAUCAUAUUUUUUUUUGCUAUUGGUGGUAGCUUAAUUCAGACAUACUGUAUGAUGAGUGAAGCUGAUGAAGCCACGCUCCAUAGUUAUGUACUUACAGUAUAUACAGUAUUAUUUGCUAGUGUGUGUAUUCAUCUGCACACUACCUUUUAUCCAUUAAAACAUAUUUCAUUACUAACAGUAUUGGAGAAAUUAUUUAUUGCAUUAGCAGUACCUGUCAAAUGAUGUUUUGUAACCAGGGAAAUUAGUGGUGGAAAAUUGUAUAUUCCCUUUCAUCAUGCACACGAAUGCAUUGUUCAUGAACACUUGUCUUACCUGUUGCACACUGGAAUGUUUUAAUAGAUCGACAAAGGUCACAGUAUCACAUUUACAUCAGCGUCUGCAGCUUGCAUCAGACUUUGUAUUUAGUCUGUCUGUCUGUAAGAGUGUGUCAUGUGUAUCAGCCUUAAUAUCUAUGGGAGGGAUUGAGUACACGGGCGAGACCGGUCGACCUAUAUUUAAUAGACACUCUGGGUUACUACUAACGUGGACACACAUCCAGCUGCGUAAUCUUUUGCACUACUUCCAGAUUACCAAACAUCUUUAUUGUGACAUAGCGGGAAAUAGCAAUGGCGGCGUAAGGUCAGGUACGACUUGUCUUUCUUAGCAAACACACACAACCAGUAUGUGUCAUUGUGGUCUAUUUUAACACUGAAUAUUCACUGAAUAUUCAGUGAUUUUGUAGUUUUUAAACACUGGUUAAUUGCUUUUUACACUUGCACUUACCUCAGAACUAUUAAACACCUCAUAUGUGAUCCCAUACCUUUCUGUUACACCUUUGGCGGUCUAUUAAAAGUCUUUUAUUGUUUUCAUAUUAACAACUUCUUUUUAUACUUGCAUAUCUUUUAAU
Molecule: messenger RNA, 2303 nt
Organism: Doryrhamphus excisus (bluestripe pipefish)
Lineage: Eukaryota; Metazoa; Chordata; Actinopteri; Syngnathiformes; Syngnathidae
Gene: commd5
Product: COMM domain containing 5
Cellular component (GO): nucleus
Source: RefSeq, a predicted model, not a curated record